Cynara cardunculus var. scolymus (artichoke) is the source of this 2007-nucleotide messenger RNA. Its product is annotated as ABC transporter G family member 11-like. Bases 1 to 2007 code for a protein of 668 amino acids. Gene Ontology annotation, cellular component: membrane. The transcript has 7 exons. The record is from RefSeq and is a predicted model, not a curated record. Lineage: Eukaryota; Viridiplantae; Streptophyta; Magnoliopsida; Asterales; Asteraceae. Gene Ontology annotation, molecular function: ABC-type transporter activity; ATP hydrolysis activity; ATP binding.
AUGGAAGCUUCUGCUUACUUAGAAAAACAGAAUCCCCAGGAGGUGGAGAUCACAAUCUCCCAUGCACCACCAUACCAUAAACCUGUUAACCCUACAAGUUCUAGUAGUGGUGAAGUCGAUGGUGUGUCUUUGACAUGGAAAGACUUGUGGCUUACAGUUCCUGAUGGAAAAGGCAAAACCCGACCCGUACUUGAGGGGGUUACAGGUUACGCUAGACCUGGGGAGAUCCUAGCUAUUAUGGGUCCUUCAGGUUCUGGAAAAUCCACACUCCUUGACGCCUUAGCUGGGAGACUAAACUCCAAUACAAGGCAAAGUGGUGAUAUUCUAGUUAAUGGAUUCAAGAAAACUCUAGCAUAUGGAACAUCGGCUUAUGUGACUCAAGAUGAGACGCUCAUCACAACACUUACUGUCAGAGAAAGCGUCUACUAUUCUGCCCUGCUCCAGCUACCAGACUCCAUGUCAAAGGCUGAGAAGAAAGAGAGAGCUGAAAUGACUAUAAGAGAAAUGGGCCUUCAAGAUUCCAUGGACACGAGGAUCGGAGGGUGGGGAGCGAAAGGCUUGAGUGGAGGCCAAAAGAGACGAGUUAGCAUUUGCAUCGAGAUCCUAACUCGUCCAAAGCUUCUGUUCCUUGACGAACCAACAAGUGGCCUAGACAGUGCCGCCUCAUACUACGUGAUGAGCAGAAUCGCAAGGCUUGAUGAACACCAAGGAAGGACUAUCAUCGCAUCCAUUCACCAGCCUUGCAGCGAAGUGUUCGACCUUUUCCAUAAUCUUUGCCUACUUUCUUCUGGAAGAACAGUUUAUUUUGGGGACACUAGCUCUGCAAAGGAAUUUUUUGCUUUUAAUGGCUUCCCUUGCCCCAGUUUCCAGAAUCCUUCCGAUCACUUUCUUAGAUCAAUAAACAAGGAUUUUGAUGAGGAUAUCGAGCAAGGUUCAUGUGGAAGGAAAUCUAGCGAGGAAGUGAUUAAAACCUUAAUAGAUUCAUAUAGGUCAUCUACUACAUACCAAGAUGUUAACAACACAGUUACUGAAAUCUACAAGAAGGGACUUGAAGUAAAUGAUAAGAAGAAAAACGACCAUGCUAGUUUCUCAACUCAAUGUCUUGUACUAACGAGGCGUUCUCUCGUCAACAUGCAUCGUGAUCUUGGCUACUACUGGCUGCGCCUAGGUAUCUAUAUAGCAAUAUGCUUGGGACUUGGAACAAUCUUCUUUGAUCUCGGCUCAAGUUACAGCUCAAUUCAGGCUAGAAGCUCGAUGCUGAUGUUUGUGGCAACCUUCUUAACAUUCAUGGCCAUCGGUGGAUUUCCAUCGUUUGUGGAGGACAUGAAGGUAUUCGAAAGUGAAAGAUUAAACGGGCACUACACAACCGGUGCUUUCGUUAUAGCUAACACCCUAUCUUCAAUGCCGUACCUGGUAUUAGUAUCCUUGAUUCCGGGGGUAUUAGCAUAUUACUUAGCAGGACUGCGUGAAGGAUUUGAUCACUUUGCAUACUUCGCAUCCACACUCUUUUCUUGUAUGUUGCUAGUUGAGAGCCUAAUGAUGAUCGUGGCGAGUCUGGUACCCAAUUACUUAAUGGGAAUCAUAGCAGGUGCAGGGAUUCAGGGUUUAAUGAUUUUAGGUGGCGGAUUCUUUCGUUUGCCUAAUGAUUUACCACACCCUUUCUGGAAGUAUCCUUUGUACUACGUUGCAUUUCACAAGUAUGCAUAUCAAGGUUUGUUCAAGAAUGAGUUUCAAGGAGAAGAGUUUAUGUAUUACGAAGGGGGAGUACGAAAAGUGGUGGAUGGAGAAUAUAUAUUAAGAGAGAAAUGGCAGGUUGAAAUGGGUUACUCAAAGUGGAUUGAUUUGGUGAUCAUAUUAGGAAUGGUGGUGAUUUCUAGAGCUUUAUUCUGGGUUAUAAUCAAGAUUGUGGAGAAGGUUAAGCCUGGGUUUAAGGGUCUAAUUUUUGCUGUUCCCAAGAAGCACAGUAAGCAAGUUUUGGUAAACCCUCUUGCGACUCCUUCGCAUUAA